CAAUCGCCACUAUCGAUUAUCUCUACGUGUUCUCGGCUGUCUUGCUUGAAUGCAGAUCUCUCACACCGUGCCUGAUAGACAUCCCAGUUUUGCGUGGUUUUGGCUUUGGUAAGCUCGGAACGCCCGACUUAAACCUGCUCGAUAUAAGUCUGGGCGCGAGAACUGUCAGUCACCGUGUUUCUUCACCUUUCCGUGCACACCGGAGAGACCCUCCUGUCGCCGCGAUCUCACACAUAUGUCGCGCCGCCCGCCCGCCAUUGAGGUGACCAGGACGUUGAGCGGAGAAAAGGCGGAGAAGGCGGAGGAUCCCGCGCGCUCGGCGUUGUUGGGCGGUGCCUACACCGCAGCCUUCUCCGCCACCUCUUUGUCUGCUUCUCAGCAGAAGAUCGAUGGGAUCGAGGACAAACUGUCGGUCCCGAUCAAUCAGAGCAACGACACGUAUACCAGUCUCCAAACAUUCUACACUGCCAAUGCCGCGGUUAUCAACACCGCGUCCAGUGCGCUGGCAGCCACGGCGAACAUAGAUGUCAAAUCCAUCGAGGCGACGAUAGCCCGGUUCGCGGAGACGUCGGCGGUGAUCAUGAAGGGUCUGGACGCGCUUGGGGCGGUGCAUCCCUUCGUUGGGGUCGCCGUCACGGCGUUCAAGCUCGUCAUUUCGCUCGACAUUACGCGGCGGCAGAACAACAAAAAAGUCCUCGCGGUGAAGCUCCAGAUGCAGGACCUCAUGACGGUGCUCUUCCAACUUCGUUUCGUCCGCGAUCCAGAGGAUAAAGCUCCUGAUGGGACGACACUGAAAGACCGCAUGUCAGAACUCAUGAAGACGGUCGCGGGCGACAUCACCAGCUGCGCCAAAACGAUCAAGUCCAAGAUCUACGAGGCCAGACUGGCGUCCUAUGUCGCGAACUUCACAGACCACAAGAAAUCGAUCGCCUUCGCGCUGACAAUGCACACGUCGCUCUCGGUCGACACGGCGAACCGAAAGCUCGACGACCAGACGACGCAGUUACAUUCCAUCGAGGUGAAGAUGGAAGCGCUGUUUCGCAAACUCGACACGCCGCGUGAGCGGGAAGUGCAGAGGUUCCUGGAUGAAAACGGCGGCGCGCGGGCCUGCAUCAGCGAUGAGGCCGCACUGGCGCAGCUCGUGGUUAAGAGCGGGGACACGACCCUGGCGUCAAGCACGUCUGCUCAGAUCACCACGACGAAGAAGCUGCUCACGCGGGAGCUGGCCGAGGAUGUCGACGAGGCGUUUCGCAAGAACGAGCGGCUGUUUGACCGCAAGAUGGAGCUGCAGAGCCAACAGCUGGAGGCUGCGAUCGGCGCCAGUGAAGAGCGGAUUGUCAGUGUUCUGAUGGGAGGGGCGCAUGAACGGAUUAUGAAUGCCGAUCUGCAAACGCUCUGGAAAGACCAAGGCUGGAAAGGCAGUGUCAAAGCGCGUUACUUUGUGCUCGCUCUCAACGACUAUUACUCCGAACUCUUCAGCCAGCACGACAUCGCAGAAAGCAUAGCCUCUUCUGUUGCUGGAUCACCCGUCGUCUCCCCGAUCGAUGUCAUUGCGGAACUAGCUGGAGUAGAGGAACACAAACAUGAUGACCGCUGGGCGCUCAAGUACAUCAACGUGACUCACAUCCAGUCCAAGCCCAUCCUCGAGACAGUGGAUGACGAUGGAACAGGCUUCGUCAGCAUCAAAGAGGCCAAUGAAUUUGCACAGUCUCGGCCAGAUGGAUGCAGGCAUGUGAUAUCUAUCAUCGCUUUCAUAUUACGUACUGAAAACAAGCAGUCUACUGUCGUGGACAGCGUACUGGGCCGCUGGCUGGCACGCCUCUGUAACCUGGCACAAAAACCGGAUCUAUUCGCUACUCAGGGCGAUGCUCAACCUCCCAACGAACGCGCCGAAGCCCAUCUUACGCGCAAACAUACAACGGACCGGGAUAAGGAUCUCACGAAAGUCAGGGAGGAGAUCCAGGACUACGAAAACAAACGGAUUCAAGACCAGCUGGACACUCUGGGGUAUGAGUUGGAUGAUGCGGGUUUGAGGCUGAUCACCGGGAACAAGCGUAUUGAGAGGUUCAUUUAUCCUCUGCUGAAUGCACUUCUCAAGCGGCACUUUGACAUCCUGCGGUUGGCGUGUGUGCAUGUCUUGGAUGACGGCGAUUUCGAUACGAUGACGGGCUCGUUGGGAGUGAUUUUCAAAGCAGUCGAUGAGAGAGUGGCCAACCUGGAAGCCGUUUUCAAGUCUAACUUCUCGAACGUCAAUGAGCGAUUCGGUGGUUUCGCAUUUGGCAUGUUCCAAGCUGGCUAUACCAGAGACAAAACGACUGUCGAUGUCGCCAAGAACAGCAUUGUCCAGUUCAGUCGCGACGACGGAUUCGAGUUUGACACGGAGUCCGAGGACACCGAUAUUGGAGGUUACUCGCUCGAUAUUUUCAAGAAGCUGGAUGACAAGCGCGAGGACAUAUUGAUGUAUCCAACCGCAGAUGGGGUCGACGAUGCGUACGACUUCCAUCUCAAACACCCUGACCCUCCCGCAGAAGCUGGAGAUCAUCUCGCCCUUGCCGGUCGAUGGACCGGGCACCUCCUGUACGACGGACAUGCUGAUGAGGGCACCAUCUCCCUCGUCCUGUCCGUGGGCACAGACAACACACUGUCGGGCGCGGGCGAGAACUUCGUUGACCUCUUAGAAGUGUCUGGCUCUGUCACCCCCGGCGAAGGUUUCAAGACCGAGCUGACGCUGACCAUUUCGUGGCCGGAUGGGUAUUCCGCCGCGUGCAGUGGCCAUUACGACCCAGAAUCAGACACGAUUGCGGGACAUCUGGUCGAGGAUGAUGCCGGGUCGGACUGGGACAGCGAUUCCAGCGAUGACAGUGACGAAGAGGAAAAGGACGCAGAUCAAGGAUCCGACAACGACGAAGACUCUGAUUCUGAAUCCGACGCGAAUACCAAUACAUUCAUCUUCCACCGAACGUCCGCCGAAUCAUAUCGUUUCCGGCCCUCUCCAACUGCCGAGAACCGCGCUGUCGCCCGCUGGCACUUUGCGAUCAGCGCCGUCCUGGACCAAGUUCAACGCAGGAACAUGUCAUGGCGCUGGCUGAAAGCGCGCUUCGCCGAGCGCCGACGUUUCAUCCACCUGAUGACGCGGGACAUAGCGAACGAUCGGGAUCUGACGCCGUGGGCGGCUCUGUCGGACGACGACCUGGCCGAGCUGCGGAAUCUCAAGGCGGUGCUGACGUCAGCGGACGCGCGGUUCUACAACGACGCCGUCGAGCGGGAGCUCAGCGAAGCCGUCGAGCAAGAGCGGGACUGCAACGUGUGCCACAAGCAUAUCAUGGGCUCACGUCUGUUCUGUGUUCAGUGCAUGGACGACAGUUUCUAUAACUGCGCCGACUUCUGCGAGCCGGACAUGGACAAGCCUGCGAAAUGGGGUGAGAACAUCACUCACGCACCCUCGCAUGUCUCGGUCAAGACAAUCCCCCGGCUGCACGAUGGCGACACGGCGUGGCUCGUGCCCGAAGCUAAGACCGUCGCCGCGCGAAUCAAAAAGCAGUUCAAGGACCUGGACGCUCCGGAGAGCGCGAAGACGAAGACAGAGACCGGUCAUGGAGCAAAGAAGGACGUAGUAGAAAAGAAGAAGCCGAAAUGUGUGUGCUGUGCCAAGGAAGUGUCGCUUCCCGUGUGGGUGUGCCUCAGCUGCGUCGAGGACAUCUUCGUCUGCGUUGAAUGCGACAAGGCCAAGCGGCCCUUCCCAGAGGACUCAGGCACCAGCCAUCUGCUGUCGGAGCCGCUUGUGUACGUGCACGACCCGGAGCCUAUCCCUUCAUCAGUCAAGAGCGGGGCAAACGAGGACCCCCGCGUGGCAGAGCUGGAUAGGAAGAUCUCCUUGAUGGAGCAACGGAUGACAGGGAUCGAGGAGAAACUGGAUAGCAUUAUUAAGGUGCUGAUCAAGGACGGUCUUUCUAGUGAUGCUUAA
Messenger RNA from Mycena citricolor, 3964 nucleotides. The record is from the annotation of a GenBank genome assembly. Lineage: Eukaryota; Fungi; Basidiomycota; Agaricomycetes; Agaricales; Mycenaceae.